Molecule: messenger RNA, 7065 nt
Organism: Penicillium concentricum
Lineage: Eukaryota; Fungi; Ascomycota; Eurotiomycetes; Eurotiales; Aspergillaceae
Product: polyketide synthase
Exons: 5
Coding region: 1-7065 (2354 amino acids)
Biological process (GO): secondary metabolite biosynthetic process; fatty acid biosynthetic process
Molecular function (GO): fatty acid synthase activity; 3-oxoacyl-[acyl-carrier-protein] synthase activity
Source: RefSeq, a predicted model, not a curated record
AUGGCUUCAACCUUAAAUCUAUAUAGCACAAUUUCUAGCAGCAUGGCUUGCCGCCUGCCCGGGGGGCUUGAUAGUUCAUCCUCCUUAUGGGAUCUACUCAUUCGGAAAGGAUCAGUCCAAACCCCACGAGUCCCAGCAUCGCGGUUCAACAUUGACGCCUACCUGCACUCAAACCUUGAGCGCCCUGGGAGCUUCAAUGUUCCCGGAGGUUACUUCUUGAACAAACCAAUUGAGAGCUUCGAUCCCAGCUUUUUUAAUAUGACGCCUAUUGAGGCUAUGUGGUUGGACCCUCAACAGCGUAAGAUUCUCGAAGUCGUCUAUGAGUGCUUCGAGUCGGCUGGUUUGACAUUGGAUCAAGUUUCGGGCAGCAACACUGCUGUCUUCGUUGGCAGUUUCACUAGUGAUUACCAGCAGAUGUCGACCCGCGAGCCAGACUUUCGCCACAACUAUGCUGCCACGGGUGUGGAUACAGGCCUCAUCAGUGCUCGCAUUGGAAAUGUUUUCAAUCUGCAAGGACCAAGCUUUACAAUCAAUACUGCAUGUUCCUCGUCCAUCUAUGCCGUUCAUAACGCCUGCCACACACUCCGUGGAAGAGACUGCAGUGCCGCUGUUGUGGGAGGAGUAAACUUGAUUAUGACAGUCGAUCAGCACAUGAACACUGCAAAGCUGGGAAUCCUGUCACCGACCUCGACUUGCCACACUUUUGAUGCCUCGGCUGAUGGUUAUGGUCGUGCGGAAGGCGCUGGUGCUCUCUAUUUGAAGCGACUGUCCGACGCCAUUCGCGACGGAGAUGUUAUUCGAGGCGUAAUUCGCUCCUCUGCUGUAAACACAAACGGCAAAGUGCCUGGAAUGGGUAUCACUCACCCAAGCAAAUGUGGUCAAGAGCGUGUCGUGCGCUCUGCUUAUGAAAAGGCGCGUCUAAACCCCGAUCGUACCGCAUAUUUCGAAUGUCACGGAACAGGUACACCAGUGGGUGAUCCCAUUGAAAGUCAUGCUGCCUCGAUGGCCAUGAAUGAUACCCGCAGUCUAGAAAAGCCUCUUCUUAUUGGAGCCAUUAAGGCAAACAUUGGCCAUAGCGAGGCCGCUAGUGGCAUCUUUUCCGUGAUGAAGGCGGCUAUGAUGACAGAGGCUGCGGUCAUUCCGGGCGUUUGUGGGCUAAAGACACUCAACCCAGCAAUCAAGGAGGAUGAGUGGAAUAUCAAGGUCAACACCAACACCAUUCCGUGGCCUGCAGAAUUCUCUGAGCGGCGUGCUAGUGUAUCUUCCUUCGGUUAUGGCGGCACCAAUGGCCAUGUCAUUGUGGAGAGCAUUGAUUCACUUUUUCCCAACUACCAGCAGCAUGGUAAAGCCAAGUGUGAGGCUUCAUAUGACCACUCAACUUCUCGGCCUUUCCUUCUUGGCUUCUCGGCUCACGAGAAAACGACUCUAACGCGGAACAUCGUGGCACAUGCCCAGGUCGCUGAUCGCUACUACUUAGCAGACGUGGCUUACACGCUGCUUCAUCAUCGCACAAAGCUCACCCAACGCGCUUUCACAGUAGUUUCCGAGGCCGACCUCGUGGAUGCAUUUGAUCCCACUCAAUUCAACUAUGGGGUUGCUCCAAAGGCGACACCCAGCGUUGGCUUUCUGUUCACAGGACAGGGGGCCCAAUGGGCAGGCAUGGGCUUUAGAGCAACCCGAGCUUUUCCUUCGUUCCGACAAACCAUCAGACGCCUAGAUAAAGUCCUUCAGACCCUCCAGCCUACACCUGCUUGGACACUUGAGGAUGUUUUGUUGGCUCCUAUUGAGGCUAGCCGUGUGGCCGAGGCAGAAUUUUCUCAGCCAGUGUGCACUGCUGUGCAGAUUGCUAUAGUGGACCUCUUUGCUGAGUGGAAUAUCGCACCCAAAGUGACUGUAGGCCACUCCUCGGGUGAGAUUGCUGCAGCGUAUGCUGCCGGGCGCAUCUCUGCUCCUGUCGCCAUCAUUGCGGCCUAUCUGCGCGGAUUGACUGUGGCCCAGUAUGCUUCUACCGGCGGCAUGCUGGCCGUCGGUCUCGGGCCAGAAGAGGUACUGCCAUACCUUGAAGAAGGGAUUGUCAUCGCAUGUGAGAACAGUCCUGUCAGCAUAACCCUCAGUGGCUUGUUGAAAGCUAUCCAGGAAGUCAAAUCCAAACUGGAUGCAGAUGGGGUUUUUGCACGAGAGCUAAAAACAGACAAGGCCUAUCAUUCCCCUCAGAUGGACCUUGUUUCGCGUGUAUAUGAUGCGCUACUUGCAGAUGCCAUCAAGAUAGUAGAUACGAAGCCACUCUUGCCUCGGGUGGCUUGGGUCUCGUCAGUCACCGGCCAAGAAUUUACUGCAAACACGGUCCCCGAGUCGUACUGGAGUACCAACCUUCGUGGGCGUGUGCGCUUUAGCACAGCCGUUGCCGCCAUUCCAGGUGUCUUGAAUGGGGAUGAGAGCAUCAGCAUGAUUGAGAUUGGUCCACACACUGCCCUCAGUGGACCAUUUAAGCAGAUUCACAAGGCCGUACAGGAAAUGGCACGGUUCAACUACUUGCCCACCUUGGUUCGAGGAAAGGACUGUGCUGUCCAACUUCUUCAGACUGCCGGGUUCCUGUGGGCUCAGGACUAUCCCCUUGACCUUCACCAUGUCAAUGCAAUGGAUGCCAAUCUAAAUCUUCGCCGCCCCCGAACACUAGUGGAUCUACCUCCCUACCAAUGGAACUACGAUAACACCUUUUGGGCCGAGCCUCGCCCAAGCCAAGAGAUCCGCAAGAUGACGCAUCCGCGUCAUGACCUACUCGGUAGUCGAGUUGCAGGCAUGUCGGAUCGCUCGUGCGUGUGGCGCAAUGUCCUUCGGCACCGAGAUAUUCCCUGGUUGGUAGACCAUAAGCUGGGAAGCGCCGAUAUUUUCCCCGCUGCCGGCUAUGUGUCCGUAGCAGCUGAGGCUCUGCGCCAAGUGUGCGAAAGCAAAGAGCUCUCCAUACCCGGCAUUACGUUCCGUGAUGUGGGCAUCAAAGUUGCCUUGGUGAUCCCAGAUACUGAUGACGGAAUUGAGAUUCAAGUCCGGCUCUCAGCAAUUACAGAAAGCAAGAGCGAGAACACCCCCACAAGUAGUUGGUAUGAAUUUGCCGUUGAAUCCAUUCGUGAUGGUGCAUGGACGCUGCACUGUGAGGGGCGAGUAUCGACGAUAGGAAGCUCUGCGGCUACUCCGAGACAGCAUCAGCACCCCGUCCAAAUAUCUCAGCACCCCGUCCAAAUAUCCACAUCAAAAAUCUGGCAUCAGGCGCCGGGGAAACGCUGGUAUGAUGCCUUCCACCAUGUCGGCUUCGAAUACGGCCCGAGCUUCCAACUAUUGAGCAACAUUCGAAGUAACGGCCACGACCACCGUGCUGCCGCUCAAGUACAAAUCAACACAGAGAGCGGACUAAUUACCGGCGAAUCCCGAUACGUCCUGCAUCCGUCUACCGUCGAUGGUUGUCUGCAGCUCGUCAUCAUUUCAAUUAACAAGGGCUUGCAUCAGGAGAUGUCUCACGGUGUUGUACCAAUUGAGAUCGAGGAGUUAUUCCUCUGGUUCCCAGACGAAAAAGACAUUGGACAUACUGGCCAGGCUGUGGCCUGGUCCGACCAGGAGGUUCGCGGCCGCUACUUCGACUUCAAUACAAAGCUCUUUACUGCUUCGGGUCAGCUAGUUCUUGAUAUCCAUAAACUCCGCUGUGUCUCUUAUGAGGCUGCAGUUCCGCAGGUAGACGGCACAGUGGAGCAUUCUCCUUACAUGCAGUCUGUUUGGAAACCUGACUUCUCCACACUGGACACAGGUCAGGCGGUAGCUGCCUACCCGUCUGUGCAGUCAGAUGCCGACUCGGCGGCUGCAGUGGUUGAACUAAUGGAACAUCGCGCCUCUCUGGCUCAUAUGAUUGUCCUAGGUCGGCCUAGUGAGAAAUUACUGGAGGCAGUAUGCUCGCAGAUCAACCUAUUCACUGCUGUAACUAUACUCGAUCAAUCAAAUGAGUAUCUGGACGACCUCACGGUAGGGCAAUCUCUGCUUCAUAUAUCCAAGGUGACAGUGGACUCGUCUGGAGAGUGGAGUAAUCUUAACCUUGCCCCUGCAGAUCUUGUGAUUGCGGGACUACACAGCGGUUUCGAGGGUGCCCAGCUAUUGGCUGCCGUGAGCCCCUUGCUGGCACAAAGCGGCAGCUUGCUGGCAUUGGUACCUCCUUCUUCCGCCCUGGACUUUGUUGAGCAGCUUUCAACUACCAGAUUUUCAACCCCUCAACUGCUCUUCCCGUUCCCUAGUGUCUCUCUGGUCUUUUCGCAUAAACUUGAAGAGAGAUUUGAGCUUACCAAUUGGACAGCAUUGCAAACACCUGGGGUGGUGACCUUCUAUCGGGAUGAUAGCCAUCAGUAUCUGUCCGCCUCGUUGGGGCAGCAGUUGGACUCAAGGGCAGGGAUAAGAGUGCAACAGUGGGCUCUGUCAGAGGUGGCUGAAUUAAACCCUCAGCCGAACGAAGUAUUCCUUAUCCACGAUGUGGAUGGCAGACUGCUGUCAACUUUGACGGAACAGACCUGGGAUUCCCUGAAGCAGAUUCUUCAGUCUGGGGUUCCAACUAUCUGGUUGACCACUGGCGUCAAUGAAGGCCAGUGCGUUGAGGGAACAUCGUCCCAGGGUUUCCUUCGCGCCAUUCGAUCCGAGCAAGCGAAUGCCAGAAUUGUUCUUCUUGAUGUGGAUCAGAAUCAAGGUCUAGAAAUGAUUGCCGAAACACUUGCUGGCCUGCUAGGCCGAAUUCCGACCAAAGAUUCGCGAGAGGACACCGAGUUAUGGCUCCAUGAUGGCAUCCUUCACAUCCCGCGGGUGACACCCAAUGGCCACCUGAACGAUAUCUGGUCCGGUCCAGGAGAUGAAGAGAUUCAGCACACACCCCUUCCUCAAAAUCAAUUGCUCGUGGCUAAGCCGGUGGCGGGAGACCUUGUCUUCCAUGCCACUAAACGUGUUGAUAUUGCCGCGCAUGAACUUGAGCUUCAGGUUCAGCAAGCACAAUUUUUCGAACGCGAUUUGAGAAUCGUGUCGGUCGAACCGCGGCUAGUUGCAGGUACUAUUAUCCGGGUUGGAGCUGCGGUGGAUAGCUCACUAAUUGGAUCGACUGGCAUCGCAUAUACCUCCGGUCCACUCAGCACUCUUGUGAAGACUACGUUGAUGACUAUUGGCAUUCACCACCAAAGAAGCUCCAAUCUCAGUGCUGCAAAUACAGUCGCUAUUCUCCCGGGUUUUGUGUCCGCUAUCAAUGUUGUUCUGGGAGCUGCCCAGGUCGUAGGCCAGGCAGACCAUCUGAUUCUUCUUCCGGCGCCUUAUUCGUUUGUUCAAGCGGCCAUUCGGCUGCAGAAAUCUUUCGGAUUUCAACUCACCAUCUUCUGUGCUGAUGAAGAGCAAUGGGCAUUGAUUUCCUCGGCGCCAGGAUUUAGCGCUGAACUCCAACUCAAAGUUGCCGAUGUGGAUCAAGUGCGUGAGAUUUUUCAAACUUCCUCCAAGCAAGCCGCGUCCGUAUCUAUUGUCAGCCAUAAAUGGGACACCCUUAGUCGGGACGCAUGGCGAUCCAUCCCAGCGCUGGGCCGAUUUGUUUUCAACGGUGCUGUUGUGGACGAAGCACUUGAUUUCAUUCCUUUCCAGCACAGUGCCUCUUUCCAGUCAACAGGUAUUGAGACCCUUUACAAAAAUAAGGGUCCACUCUUGGGGUCUCUGGUCAAACGUGCUCUUCACUUGCUUGAAGAAGAAACUGACUUCCUGUUCGAAGGCGCCUUGGAGCACAAGAUCACAUCGCUUGGUAAAAGCAUUGCUAACGCUGCAGACUGGUCGACUGGAUCUAAUGUUAUCCAAUUCAACUACAACGAUCUUGCAGUCCAGACUUAUCCUACUGAGAGAAAGCUCCAAUUUAUACCCGACGCUGCCUACCUUUUGGUCGGCUGUCUUGGUGGCCUUGGCCGAAGUCUCACGCCAUGGAUGAUGGAACGGGGAGCAAGGGAUUUUGUUUUCCUGUCUCGAUCGGGUGAUGAUAAGGCCGAAGCCAAAUCACUUGUGAAGUCUCUCCAAGUAGCGGGGGCUCGGGUGCGGGUCUUCCGCACUGAUGCUUCGGAUGUCAAAGGCGUCACAGAGGCUGUGGUUCAAGUCACAUCCCAACGGCCUAUUCGCGGGGUAGUACAUGCCGCGAUGGUACUACAGGAUGGGAUAUACAACGGCAUGUCAUAUGAUAGGUUCAAAGCUGCCCUGGUUCCCAAAAUGGACGGCGCCCGUACCUUGCACGAGGUGCUGCAGGGACACGCACUGGACUUCUUUGUCAUGACAAGUUCUAUCUCCGCCACUAUCGGGAAUCCCGGUCAAGUCAACUACUGUGCUGGUAAUAGCUAUUUGGAUGGCCUCGCGUGGCACCGCAACCAGCUUGGUCUUCCGGGUGUCUCACUUAUUCUUCCAAUGAUCCUUGAUGUGGGGGUGGUUUCGGAGGAUCAGAGUCUUGAAGCUUCCUUGACACGCAAAGCAAUGUAUGGUAUUGACGAACGCGAGAUGCUGCGCGGCUUUGAAGUUUCGAUGGCGCAGCCAGUCCUCCAAAUCGACAGCCUGCACGUUCUUGGCGAUGCUCAGAUAGUUCUAGGCAUGGAGCCUGCCCGGUUGAAAGUCGCUCUCACUGCUUCUGGGUCGGCCGAUGCUGACUGGUAUAACGAUGCACGAUUCCAAGGUAUCCGCCAUACAGUUGAGUCAAUGGGUCAAGGUUCUCCAUCAAGCAAUUCUGGUGACGGGGAUAUUAUGAAGAUUCUAAAGGAAGAGGGACCUGACGCCAUGCUACAUACAAUCGGGCAACAUGUUAUGAAGAAACUCGCUGGAAUGCUGCUCGUGUCAUUGGAAAGUUUUGAGUACGAUGCCAGCUCGGUUGCGAACUACGGUAUUGACAGCAUGAUUGGAGCAGAGCUGCGAAAUUGGCUUUUCAAGCAAUACAGUCUGGAUAUCGCGUCCCAGGAGCUUUUGGCACCCAAGAUGAGCAUCAAAGCGUUAGCUACAGCCAUCGCUGUUAAACUUGGCCUGCUUUCUGUGUCCUCCUAA